AACCUGCUAAUCACCUCUUAUCCUUUCCAAUGGAGGACGGAUGAAGGAAGGCAGGAGAAGGAGGAAUCAGGGAGCACACAAAAAAUAUACAAGCAAAAAGUGGAACGAUCUCAGUGGCUUCAUCCGUGUUAGUCUAGUGCUUUUGGUGUGGUUGCAUACAGAAGCUUAUAUUCAGUCUUUUAGCCCUAAUCUCAUCCCUCUCUUCUCGGACCUGUUCCUUUAACUAAAGUUUGAGCCGUAGAAUGGCACAGAAGGGCGAGAGAGCACCUUCCACAGACAGUGCUAUAGCUGAAGGAGUUGCUCUUAAACCCAGCCUACGAAAGACAUCAUCAUCAUCAUCAUCAGAUACAGUGAAGAAAACAAAAACCAAGAAAUCUAAUGAAGAAGCCAUGAAUAAGAUGUACACAAACCUGCUUAAUAAUGUGUUUGGACAGGAAAGAGAAUUAUCCCAGCCUGAAUUAGAUGAGCUGGCCGAGGCGUUUAAGGAGUUUGAUUAUGACCAGGAUGGAUAUCUGAACUACAAAGACCUGGCAGAGUGCAUGAGGACGAUGGGCUACAUGCCUACUGAGAUGGAGCUACUGGAAAUCAUUCAGCAGAUCAAGAUGAGGUUGGGUGGACUGAUGGAUUUUGAUGAUUUCUGUGAGCUGAUGGGACCGAGGAUGAUGGUUGAGACGGCUCAUAUGUUGGGACUGAAAGAACUCAAGUGUUCCUUUAAACAGUUUGAUACAGACGGGGAUGGAAAGAUCACUCUAGAUGAGAUGAAGGAGGCAGUAAAAACAUUACUGGGUGAGAAACUCAAAAAAGGAGAGCUGGAGGAGAUAUUGAAGGAGAUGGAUCUGAAUGGAGAUGGCACUGUGGACUUUGAUGAGUUUGUUAUGAUGCUGUCCGCCCAGUAGAUGUCACUACGGACUGUUUUACCUUCUCUCACCAUCCACAGUUCUUGUACUUCCUAUGCUUGUGAUGGCUGUAUUCACAAUAAAACUCUUCAGUAGAUCCUAUCUGUCAAAAAUUAGCUUGUGUACAAAAGAUAUAACGUUAAUCAUACUGUACGCAAAUAUUAUAUGUACGGAAUUAAAUGGUAUUAAAAU
Hemibagrus wyckioides is the source of this 1088-nucleotide messenger RNA. Its product is annotated as calcium-binding protein 2. Lineage: Eukaryota; Metazoa; Chordata; Actinopteri; Siluriformes; Bagridae. The record is from RefSeq and is a predicted model, not a curated record. The transcript has 8 exons. Gene Ontology annotation, molecular function: calcium ion binding. Bases 243 to 896 code for a protein of 217 amino acids.